Molecule: messenger RNA, 834 nt
Organism: Rotaria sp. Silwood1
Lineage: Eukaryota; Metazoa; Rotifera; Eurotatoria; Philodinida; Philodinidae
Source: the annotation of a GenBank genome assembly
AUGACAUCAAUAGCAACACCAAGUUAUGGUGUUAAAUUUCCAUCACGUAAAGAAAGAACAGUCAAACGAGUUACGAAAUGCGAAACACGAGAAAUUCAGAAACGUCUUGAACCACCGAAGCCUGUUCGUGUUCGUCCAACACCAAAACCUAAAGCACCAAAAAAAUCCAAACCACCAGCUACACUUUCGAAGCCAGUAAGACCUCCUACAAGUAGGGUUUCAUCACGUUCUAAUGUACGUCCUACAACAUCAAACACAUCAAAACAAACAACACUCCCUUCAUCAAAUAGUUUACAACCACCUGAUUUAGAAAAAUUAGCUCGUUUAAAUUGUUCACGUGAAUUUAGUCUUUUUCAUCAAUAUAUUAAAUCUGAUUUAUCCAAAUCUUAUGAAAAUCAAUUAGCAUUUUUGCAAACAAAAUUACAACAUUUAAAAAAUGAAUUUAUUAAUAAACAAGCUGAACAUCUAAAUUUUGAACAAAUAAAAGAAUAUUAUAAUCAAGCAGUUAAAGAAAAUUUACGGCGUCAAAUUAAACCCGAUGAAUAUUUAACUUUAGCUGAAAAAUUUCGGCAAGAUAUAAAACAAGCAAUCGAUAAAUGGCUUCGAAAAAAAGAAUAUAAACCACCUAAACAAGUUACAGAGUUUUUACAACGACGUCAAGAACGUAUACGCGACCAAAUUAAACAAACAAUUGAAGAACAAAGAAAACAACAACAAUUAGCCAAACAGGCUGAAAAUACAACUAACAGUAGUAUUACAAUAACACCCGCAUCGAAACCUGCAAUACCGGCAACAACAACAGUAGACGAUGAUGACAUAAUAAUAAUUGAUUAG